UAUAUUACAAGGACAGAAACAACCAAAAUGACUCAGUUGUUAUUUAUACUGUCUUGAAGAGCACCAGAGAACUAUCGUGUAUCGGCUGCAAAGAAUUCAAAGUGUCUGGGGUGGAGGUCUCGCUCGCGGUGGGCUCUUCUCGAAAGGAGCGGAGGAUGGUCUCGCUCACUACGGUUUGAGCAGUGAACGGUGUAUGUGAGGUAUAAUGAACCAACAUCUCUGUUUUUCCGUCCACUAGAACCGAGAACGGCUCUACUUACAAUUCCAUGCAGCCUGAAAUCGCCUCACGCCCAGCUGAGCUCCCAGCAUGUCUCGUGUCUCCUCUACGGCGAAGCGCUAUACUGGCUCUUCUUAUACCAGUCACUACAGCUCAUAUGGCUCCUCCCUGACUCCAUCGCUGGGCUCCUAUGAUCGGGAAAAGCUGCCCUAUAAGAGCUCCUCCUCAGGCUAUUCCUCAAGCUACCUGAGCUCAAGCGCCAGCCGCUCCCACAACUACAGCUCUUCGUCCGAGCUGGACCGGGGUCGGCCUAUCCCUCGCACUGAUUUGCUGGGUGGCCAGCGCAGCGAGAGCCUGAGCCGCACACCGACAAAGGGCUAUGGCUCGGGCCUCAAUGGAGGCUUGGGAUACAGCAGCUACAGCUACUCUCCGGCCCCCACCAGCUACCUCUCCACCUCAUCUGUGUCCUCCAGCAUCUCCCUCAGUCGCAGGAAGUCAGUGAGUCAGAGUGAUUUGACGCACCAUUUAUCAGCUCUGGGCCUGAGGGAUACAUCCAACAGCAGUGGCCUGAAGCAGUCCUACCAGAGCAGAGGCACUGACGUUUCUGACACAUACGGCCAGCUACGCUCCAGCUACGGCUUCUCACGGAGCUCCACACAGGACAGUCUUGGCAGCAGCAGUCUGAAGAGCAGCAGUAGCCGAUUCUCCUCCAGCUGUCGCUCCACCUCACCAGUCAGAGAGUCUGUGAACUCAAAGAGUGCCCAGGGCCUGGUGGGUCUUCGUAAUCUGGGAAAUACAUGUUUUAUGAACUCCAUCCUCCAGUGUCUUAGCAACACACAGAGCCUGCGAGACUACUGUCUUCACAACUCCCACCACAGAGACCUCAACAACAACAGCCGCACAAACACUGCUCUCAUGGAAGAGUUUGCCAAGCUUAUCCAGACAAUGUGGACUUCUUCAAGCAGUGAAGCUGUCAGCCCCUCUGAGUUCAAAACACAGAUUCAGAGAUACGCCCCCAGAUUUGUGGGCUACAAUCAACAGGAUGCUCAGGAGUUUCUACGUUUCCUGCUAGACGGCCUGCACAACGAAGUGAACAGGGUCACAGUCCGGCCUCGGGGAAACAUGGAAGACUUUGAUCACUUGCCUGAUGAGGAAAAAGGGAAAAAGAUGUGGGCUAAGUACUUAGAGAGAGAAGACAGCAAAAUCGUAGAUCUGUUUGUAGGCCAGCUAAAGAGCUCUUUGACCUGCAGUGAAUGUGGCUAUUGCUCCACUGUGUUCGAUCCCUUCUGGGAUCUUUCCUUACCUAUCGCCAAGAAGGGCUAUGGAGAGGUGAGCCUAAUGGACUGCAUGCGGCUGUUUACUAAAGAAGAUGUGCUGGAUGGGGACGAGAAGCCGACAUGUUACAGGUGCAAAGCCAGAAGACGAUGUACAAAGAAAUUCACAGUUCAGAAGUUUCCUAAAAUACUAGUUCUUCAUCUGAAGCGCUUUUCGGAAGCCCGCAUCAGAACCAGCAAACUAUCCACUUUUGUCAACUUCCCAAUGAAAGACCUGGACCUCAGGGAGUUCGCCUCUGACAGAAGCAGUAAUGCAGUAUAUAACUUGUAUGCAGUGUCCAAUCACUCAGGCACAACUAUGGGAGGCCACUACACAGCGUACUGUUGCAAUCCUAAAAAUGGGGAAUGGUACACAUAUAACGACUCUAGAGUCAUGCCAAUGUCCGCCAGCCAAGUUUGCAGUAGUGACACCUAUGUGUUGUUCUAUGAGCGAGCGGGACUCUGAAGACGGAUGGUGGACAGAGAUAAAAUGCAGGACUCAAAGCCUUUGGGCUGAAGACACAUUACGCACUAUGCUGCUCACUCUGGGCCGUAAUGCAGGAUGAACAACGCUCUCUGCUGGCCACCGGGAGAAGUGCACACAAUGCCCUCUCACACUCCACUGUGUUAAAGAGGUCCUCUGCCUCUGUGUGUGCGUUCGUCAUCAGAUACAACCCAAGUGGCUCCGUCUCAGAUGUCUGUCUAUGCACUUGCAACCAAACUCUCAUCACAAUGCGCCUUCCUCUUGAUCAAGAAUGCCUCAAUAUUAAAAUCUUUUUCACUUGAUUUUUGUUUUGGAUCUUCUUCAUGUUUUUUAAGUAUAUGUCCUGAUGAUGAACCGGUUUGAGGUGCCCCCUAGCGGGCUGUUGAGGAGUUCAACAGUACACUUUGUUAUUGUCAUUACCUCUUCCACCAACUUUCGUCCCAUUCACCUUCCUCCACUCAUCAUUUCCGUGCAUGCUUUGUUCUCUCCUCCACUUCCUUCUCAACUACCUGAGGGAGUCACAGGCAUUUGUUGUGAAAGUCUAGUGGUAAGAGAAUGGCGUGUGGCGUGACUUUUAUUCAGUGUGGCUGCUACUGAUCUUUGAAAUGCUGUGAAUGGAAAUGUGGUCGGAAGGAUACGAGGAUGGGAGGAGAGCUGAUGCUGACUGUAUGUGGAUUCUUGAUCUCAUGCCAUUGAACAAUAUGGAAAGAAUGUUUUGCAAAAGAAAUAUAUUUUUAUAUAUGAUGCAAUAUAGAGAAUGUACUAUAUACAGUGGUGCUGAAAAUGACCCAUUACUGUUGUCCGCUAAUUUAACAGAGGUAAGAAAAUGGCAUUUAUUUAUGCUUACAGGUCAGGAGACAAUGUAAUACGAGUCGCACAGUGGCAAGGUAAAAAUCUAUACGCAUGUUACAGUCCUCUCAUGAGUUUGUGUUUUGACUUUGUUUUUCAAUUCAUAUGACCAGCGGCAUAUGAAAGAAAAGAUUAUAAAAUAAUAAGGCUUGAAAAAUGUUUAUUUGCUAUUAAAUAUUACAUAAAAAC
Molecule: messenger RNA, 3052 nt
Organism: Carassius carassius (crucian carp)
Lineage: Eukaryota; Metazoa; Chordata; Actinopteri; Cypriniformes; Cyprinidae
Product: ubiquitin carboxyl-terminal hydrolase 2-like
Exons: 14
Coding region: 308-1996 (562 amino acids)
Biological process (GO): protein deubiquitination
Cellular component (GO): cytoplasm
Molecular function (GO): cysteine-type deubiquitinase activity
Source: RefSeq, a predicted model, not a curated record